AACUAUGGUGAACGAUGUGAUAACGUGACUAGACGAAAGAUUCGAUUUCUAGAAGAAAGAAUGUCAUCCGUCACCAGAGAUGACUAUAUUUACGACGAUUACGAUUAUGCCAUGCUUCCUUCAUUCAACAACUACACCACCAUUUCACCGGCGCACUUUCAUUGGAAUUCGUUGAUUCGCCUCGUCUUGACAAUCCUGUUACGCAUUGGGUUCGUCCUCGUGCAAGUUGGCAGCGUACCGGUCAACAACGUUAAUCUGAUACUCCUUCAAAAUGUGAUCGACCUGUGUUGCGUUACCGUCAUGUACUUCCUUACGGGCUUCCUCGUUGCCUACAACGGCGACAUGGCUGGUUUAAUCGGCGAGGGUUACUGGAUCGGGGAUCCAACAAUUGACAAGAAUGAAGCAAUCGUCGGUUGGCAAGCGGUGGUAAUCGCGUCGGCAAUUUGCACCAGCGCUAUCGUAGGCAGAAUGCACACAGUGGGAUAUCUGCUGGUAAAUAUUCUCUUAUCCGGUCUGAUACAACCGUUGUUGAUCCACUGGGCCUGGACCGCCGAAGGAUGGAUGGCGAAGAACGAAUUGGGUGGAAGAACGGUCACUUUUAAGGACUACGCUGGCGCGGGAGUAGUUCACGUCGUCGGGGGAUUUUCUGGUCUGAUUGGAUGUGUCAUCCUCGGAAGGAGAAUGCUUAUACUGGGAGAUCUGGAUGAUGCGAGUAUUACUGCCGGUUCCGCAGGGACCGUUUUCGGGGGUCUUCUAUUAAUAUUGGCUGGACUUCAAGGUUUAUGCACGAGUACGUACGACCGUGACAAAUUCCGAAUACAUACGCGGGAUCCAUCGCACGCAUACGUCAACAAUUUGCUAGCCGCAUCCUCGUGCACGUUGCUAAUCGUGGCCCUGCAUUUCAUAUUGACCCGAGAGAGCUUCAAUCAUUGGACCAUGAUAAGAUGCGUUCAAGGCACAAUCGUCGGUGUGGUGACAGUAUCAGCCGCAACGAAUGAUUACUCGCCGCAAAUAGCUAUUGCCUUGGGUUGUCUGGGAGGUAUCGCGUUCUAUUUGAUCUCCAGACAGAUUUUUCGCAGCUCUUUGGAGGAUUACUGCAAUAUUAUAGCUAUACAUCUAGUUUGCGCGAUUCUCGGUAGUAUAUUGGCUCCUCUCUGCAUCGCGCGCACCGACGAGGAUAUCGUGACGAUAUUGUUGAAUUUCUCCUGGCAAUUAAUUUGUCUGGCCGCAUUGUUGACUCUGGUUGGUACGACGAUGUUGCUAGUCUUCGGCAUGCUGGAAUGCUGUGGCAUACUUCGCAAUAAAUCAGAAUGUCUCAACCACACACGAGCUAAUACUGCCAUUGAUAGAGGUCCGCCGAGAUCAUUUCUGCAGAGACUCUUCUUUCCUGAGAGCGGAUGCCUCUAUCUGCAACCGAGUUCGAUCUCCGGUAUGAAACAUCAUCCAAAUGUAGGUUCCAGAUCUUGGAAGUAUCAGACGAAGAUAGACAAACUUGAAGAAGAAAGACCUACCGGGAGUAAAUCAAAUGUUAAAAUUGACGAUAAUGUUAUGAAGGUUCAAGUGCCAGAAACAAGAGUAAAGAAAGCAAGACAAGUUCAUACUUUGUCUGGAUCUGCACCUGUAUCGAUAGAGGAUCGAGGUGGUACUGGCGAAUCGAUUAACAACAAACUUUUGGAAAUCGGAAGAAGACAAUUAUUUCUUGGAAAAGAAAUAAAAUGUAUUCUAGAUCCUAUUGAAGAAAUAGACGAGGAAAUUUCAAAAGAGUUUGAAAUCAAAGAGAGUAACGCUCAAUAUAAAAUUGAGGAUCAUAAUGUUGGUGAUAAAAGUUCUAUCUUGACGGAAAAUAUAAAUAUGAGAACUGCAAAAUCGAGAGAUUUGAAUGAAUCGAAUUAUCAACUUCGGAGAACUGUAAAACUAACGAACUUAUAUCACGAAUUUGUCAAAGAAGAUGUGAAAGUCGUAUUAGGACCGAAACACGUGGAUUCUUCAUCCAGUGACUCUUGCGAUGAGGAUACUAUCUUUGAAAAAACACCAAAUUUGAACACAUGCACAAAGGAUAUUGCAACAAUAAUUCAUUAA
This is a messenger RNA of Camponotus floridanus (Florida carpenter ant), 2079 nucleotides long. Its product is annotated as putative ammonium transporter sll1017. The record is from RefSeq and is a predicted model, not a curated record. The transcript has 3 exons. Lineage: Eukaryota; Metazoa; Arthropoda; Insecta; Hymenoptera; Formicidae. Gene Ontology annotation, biological process: ammonium transmembrane transport; ammonium homeostasis. The coding region runs from base 61 to 2079 and encodes 672 amino acids. Gene Ontology annotation, molecular function: ammonium channel activity. Gene Ontology annotation, cellular component: membrane.